GUGCCACUUGGCUACAACUACGGCGAACACGUUCAAUUUAAACUCAGCGGCACUUUAACUUUUGUAGUUUCAUUCUUACAAUACUUUAAGUCGCCAUUUUUGUUUUAUUUUACGUUAAUACUCAUGCGUCACUUUAUUAGAUUAUAAAUCGCGUUUUUGAUUCAGACCGUUCCCAGGCUUCCGUAGCGCUGUGCUGGCUCGUAGCUUCAGUUGUUGCGCAGAAACGCGUCGAUUAAACCGAAACAGCCGAAAGUUGAUGCGUCAGAAAUGAGCCGAAGUUACAACGAUGAGCUGCAGUUCCUGGACAAACUGUCCAGUAACUGCUGGAGGAUCAAGAAAGGCUUCGUGCCCAACAUGCAGGUGGAGGGGAUCUUCUACGUCAACGAUCCUCUGGAGAAGCUGAUGUUUGAGGAGCUUCGGAACGCCUGUCGAGGAGGAGGCUUCGGCGGCUUCCUUCCUGCCAUGAAGCAGAUUGGGAACGUGGCGGCGCUGCCCGGGAUCAUACACAGGUCCAUCGGGCUCCCUGACGUCCACUCCGGGUACGGCUUUGCGAUCGGGAACAUGGCGGCCUUCGACAUGAGCAACCCUGAUUCUGUGGUGUCUCCAGGUGGCGUCGGCUUCGACAUAAACUGCGGCGUCCGCCUCCUGAGGACGAACCUGGACGAGGGGGACGUGCAGCCGCUGAAGGAGCAGCUGGCCCAGAGUCUGUUCAACCACAUCCCGGUCGGGGUCGGAUCCAAGGGCGUCAUCCCCAUGAGCGCCAAGGACCUGGAGGAGGCCCUGGAGAUGGGCGUGGACUGGUCCCUGAGGGAGGGCUACGCCUGGGCCGAGGACAAGGAGCACUGUGAGGAGUACGGCCGGAUGCUGCAGGCCGACCCCAACAAGGUGUCAUCGAAGGCCAAGAAGAGAGGCCUCCCCCAGCUGGGAACUCUGGGAGCAGGAAACCACUACUGUGAGAUCCAGGUGGUGGACGAGAUCUACGACGACUACGCCGCCAAGAAGAUGGGCAUCGACCACAAAGGUCAGGUGUGUGUGAUGAUCCACAGCGGCAGCAGAGGCCUCGGACACCAGGUGGCCACAGACGCUCUGGUGGCCAUGGAGAAGGCGAUGAAGAGGGAUCAGAUCGUGGUGAACGACCGGCAGCUGGCGUGCGCUCGCAUCACGUCGCCGGAGGGGCAGGACUACCUGAAGGGCAUGGCCGCGGCAGGAAACUACGCCUGGGUCAACCGCUCGUCCAUGACCUUCCUCACCAGACAGGCGUUCGCUGAGGUCUUCACCACGACGCCGGACGACCUGGACAUGCACGUCAUCUACGACGUGUCUCACAACAUCGCCAAGGUGGAGGAGCACAUGGUGGACGGGAGACAGAAGACGCUGCUGGUUCACCGCAAAGGAUCCACGCGAGCGUUUCCCCCCCACCACCCGCUCAUCCCGGUCGACUACCAGCUCACAGGUCAGCCGGUGCUGAUCGGAGGGACGAUGGGGACCUGCAGCUACGUCCUGACGGGGACGGAGAAGGGGAUGACGGAGACGUUCGGCACCACGUGUCACGGCGCGGGUCGCGCUCUCUCUCGGGCGAAGUCCCGCAGGAACCUGGACUUCCAGGACGUCCUGGACAAGCUCGCCGACAAGGGCAUCGCCAUCCGGGUGGCUUCGCCCAAACUGGUCAUGGAGGAGGCUCCGGAGUCGUACAAGAACGUGACGGACGUGGUGAACACGUGUCACGACGCUGGGAUCAGUAAGAAGGCCAUCAAGCUGCGGCCCAUCGCGGUGAUCAAAGGCUGAAGCUCAGAGACAUCACCACUAACACACCAGAUGUACAGAAGAAGAUAGAAGCACUUUUUUUUUUUCUUUUGAGAAGAAAAUGAAUUUAAUUUGUGAAACAGAAUGAAAAUAUUUUUCUGAUUUUUGUCAAAUCUGUGAUCCAAUAAAGACGAUCGCUGAGAACUGGAACCUUUUCUGUUGAGGAUCAAAGGACAAACACGUUUCAGAUGAAUAAACACUUUAUUGGUUCUAACAGAAAAGUUCAGCAUCAACCAUCAAACUUAUUUGGCGAAUUUUUACAAACGAGCAAACGUUGGCUCGUUCAGCUGGAAACAACAAAAACUAACAAACAUAUAAAUUCAUCUCUAAACUUCAACUGAACAGGAUUGUUUUCUGUGUUUAAACUACGUCCAGGUUCAGUGUGGCGACACCUGGUGGUGAAGGAGGGGGAACUUUGUUUCUCUACAGACGUGUCGUCACAGAAUGAAAACUAAAGGGACAGUUCAACAAGCGACAAGUUAAAUAAAGGUUCUAAUGUUUAAGAGAAGAAUUCUGUGAAGGAACUGGUCCAGUAGGAUUUAAACCUGCAGCUGCACCGGAUGUGUCCGAUCAUCAGAACGUGUUGACCGGGUUCUUUACCAAACAAACUUCUGAUAUCACAACUUUACACUCAGGGUUACUUCCUGAAACAUCCGAGUGUUUCCCUGUCGUCUAGUUUGGGUUUAAUUUUAGGAAAAACAAAGUAUAUUUUUAUCCCUAGAGGAUUUUUCGAAAAAGUAAAUGAUAUAAACUUAAAGAUUCGGUCAAACUCAGGAUCAAAUCAAACUUUGUAGAUUCACUGAACUUCAGCAUAAUGACCCUUUAA
This is a messenger RNA of Platichthys flesus (European flounder), 2629 nucleotides long. RefSeq names its product RNA 2',3'-cyclic phosphate and 5'-OH ligase (gene rtcb). Lineage: Eukaryota; Metazoa; Chordata; Actinopteri; Pleuronectiformes; Pleuronectidae. Gene Ontology annotation, biological process: tRNA splicing, via endonucleolytic cleavage and ligation. Gene Ontology annotation, cellular component: nucleus; tRNA-splicing ligase complex. The record is from RefSeq and is a predicted model, not a curated record. Bases 268 to 1785 code for a protein of 505 amino acids. The transcript has 12 exons. Gene Ontology annotation, molecular function: RNA ligase (ATP) activity.